AUGGAGGACACUGAGCAAACAGUGUCAAAGCUGAGUGCGUCAGCUGCGUCAGCAGAUAGCGAUAUUGCGCAGAACUCGCUCGGUGAUACCGAUAUUGCCAUCGGAGGUGGCAUAUCACCUACUCUUGGGUCCGAGGCAGAUACAUGCGCAAAAGACGUGGAGCCCGCGUUUGCUGUUCAAGCAUCAGAUGAUCGACCGAUUCGUCCUGCUCAGUCCACGUUUGAGCAGAUGCAUUCUGAUGUCAAUGUCGGUGGUGCUGACAGUGUUGUGAUGGCACAGCCGACAAUAGACGACAUGGAGGACACUGAGCAAACGGUGCCAAAGCUGAGUCCGUUGCAUGUGUCAGCAGAUAGCGAUAUUGCGCAGAACUCGCUCGGUGAUACCGAUAUUGCCAUCGGAGGUGGCAUAUCAUCUACUCUUGGGUCCGAGGCAGAUACAUGCGCAAAAGACGUGGAGCCCGCGUUUGCUGUUCAAGCAUCAGAUGAUCGACCGAUUCGUCCUGCUCAGUCCACGUUUGAGCAGAUGCAUUCUGAUGUCGGUGGUGCUGACAGUGUUGUGAUGGCACAGCCGACAAUUGACGACAUGGAGCAAACGGUGCCAAAGCUGAGUCCGUCGUAUGUGUCAGCUGCGUCAGCAGAUAGCGAUAUCGCGCAGAACUCGCUCGGUGAUACCGAUAUUGCCAUCGGAGGUGGCAUAUCAUCUACUCUUGGGUCCGAGGCAGAUACAUGCGCAAAAGACGUGGAGCCCGCGUUUGCUGUUCAAGCAUCAGAUGAUCGACCGAUUCGUCCUGCUCAGUCCACGUUUGAGCUGAUGCAUUCUGAUGUCGGUGGUGCUGACAGUGUUGUGAUGGCACAGCCGACAAUAGACGACAUGGAGCAAACGGUGCCAAAGCUGAGUCCGUCGUAUGUGUCAGCUGCGUCAGCAGAUAGCGAUAUCGCGCAGAACUCGCUCGGUGAUACCGAUAUCGCCAUCGGAGGUGGCAUAUCAUCUACUCUUGGGUCCGAGGCAGAUACAUGCGCAAAAGACGUGGAGCCCGCGUUUGCUGUUCAAGCAUCAGAUGAUCGACCGAUUCGUCCUGCUCAGUCCACGUUUGAGCUGAUGCAUUCUGAUGUCGGUGGUGCUGACAGUGUUGUGAUGGCACAGCCGACAAUAGACGACAUGGAGGACACUGAGCAAACAGUGUCAAAGCUGAGUGCGUCAGCUGCGUCAGCAGAUAGCGAUAUUGCGCAGAACUCGCUCGGUGAUACCGAUAUUGCCAUCGGAGGUGGCAUAUCACCUACUCUUGGGUCCGAGGCAGAUACAUGCGCAAAAGACGUGGAGCCCGCGUUUGCUGUUCAAGCAUCAGAUGAUCGACCGAUUCGUCCUGCUCAGUCCACGUUUGAGCAGAUGCAUUCUGAUGUCAAUGUCGGUGGUGCUGACAGUGUUGUGAUGGCACAGCCGACAAUAGACGACAUGGAGGACACUGAGCAAACGGUGCCAAAGCUGAGUCCGUUGCAUGUGUCAGCAGAUAGCGAUAUUGCGCAGAACUCGCUCGGUGAUACCGAUAUUGCCAUCGGAGGUGGCAUAUCAUCUACUCUUGGGUCCGAGGCAGAUACAUGCGCAAAAGACGUGGAGCCCGCGUUUGCUGUUCAAGCAUCAGAUGAUCGACCGAUUCGUCCUGCUCAGUCCACGUUUGAGCUGAUGCAUUCUGAUGUCGGUGGUGCUGACAGUGUUGUGAUGGCACAGCCGACAAUAGACGACAUGGAGGACACUGAGCAAACAGUGUCAAAGCUGAGUGCGUCAGCUGCGUCAGCAGAUAGCGAUAUUGCGCAGAACUCGCUCGGUGAUACCGAUAUUGCCAUCGGAGGUGGCAUAUCAUCUACUCUUGGGUCCGAGGCAGAUACAUGCGCAAAAGACGUGGAGCCCGCGUUUGCUGUUCAAGCAUCAGAUGAUCGACCGAUUCGUCCUGCUCAGUCCACGUUUGAGCAGAUGCAUUCUGAUGUCGGUGGUGCUGACAGUGUUGUGAUGGCACAGCCGACAAUUGACGACAUGGAGCAAACGGUGCCAAAGCUGAGUCCGUCGUAUGUGUCAGCUGCGUCAGCAGAAUAG
Messenger RNA from Peronospora matthiolae, 2088 nucleotides. NCBI's taxonomy places the organism in Eukaryota, Oomycota, Peronosporomycetes, Peronosporales, Peronosporaceae. The record is from the annotation of a GenBank genome assembly.